AUGGCACAAGCUUUAGAGCAUUGGCAUCACAUCCUUCUCUCCUUGAUCGUCCCUUAUCCCAUCGACCGCCCCCUUCCCACUUUUGCAACUCACUUUCAACCCCGGCAGGCGUCCUGGUAUCAAUCAUCAAAGGCAGAAACUCCACGGCAAACAGCAAGGUCUACACUUCUGGACAACAAGGUCAAUCCCCUCGAGCAGCGCAUCAUGACUUCAGUCAUGUCGGAAAAGUCGACCUCUCGAUCGAAGCGCAAUUCCCCGAAGCGCAGCCUUGCGUCCAGCUCGUCGACAAGCGACGCGAAACGCCGCAAGAGCGAGCACGUCAAGAAGUUCACCGAGAUGACGCUCGAUGACGUCGAACAAAUCUUUCAGAAGUCCCAGGACGCUCUCAACAAAGCAGAGGAACUGUACCAGGAUGCUGAAAAAGCCCGCACCGAAAAGCUAGAGACCUACAUGGAUGCCACAAAGGCCAUGACAGGUGCGCACCAGACACUGUCGAGCGCCAUGAUCAGAAAAGCCAAUGCAACGAAGGACGUUGCCCGGCUAGAAAUGAUCAAGGAUGCUAGGGAGGCGAUUCAGAAACGUGAUGACCUGCAGAGUCAGGUCGAAAAACAGAAGAAAGAGCUCUUUGCGGUUGAAACCAAGCUCUUGAUGUGGGAAAACAUCGCCAACAUGGCGGUAGAGAACCUCAAGGAGGACGAUCUGGAGCACCUCUUCCAGUUUCAGGGGUAA
Molecule: messenger RNA, 729 nt
Organism: Fusarium mangiferae
Lineage: Eukaryota; Fungi; Ascomycota; Sordariomycetes; Hypocreales; Nectriaceae
Exons: 2
Coding region: 1-729 (242 amino acids)
Source: RefSeq, a predicted model, not a curated record